This is a messenger RNA of Miscanthus lutarioriparius, 4329 nucleotides long. The record is from the annotation of a GenBank genome assembly. Lineage: Eukaryota; Viridiplantae; Streptophyta; Magnoliopsida; Poales; Poaceae.
AUGGGGCGGAUCGAGAUCGAUUGGGAGGAGGUGUUUGUCAACUCACCGUCCCAUGACCGCGAGGUCGAGGUCUGCUACGCCUCCCCCUCGUCGGCGCCGCGCGCCUCCGCGGCGAAGGCGGCGCGGGCGCGGGCGUUCGGCGUCGCGAAGGCGUUAUCGGGCGACGAGCGGCGGGGGUCCCCAGACAGCCACCACCGGAGGAGGUUCCGGGCGCUGCGCGACGAUGUCGACUGGUGCGUGGCCGAGCGCCGCACCGCCGCGCACCGGGGUGACGGGGCGCACCGGCCAGUGACCCGCGCGGCCGCGAAGGCUGCUGAUGAUCGGGGACAGGAUGCUCAUGCCGCUUCUAAGGAUGUGUUUGCUUUCGGCCUGGAAGAUGAGCAGGCGGAACGUGAGGGCAACAAAUUCCGUUCGAGGUUACCUCCCAUUCAGAAAAAUAAAUAUGGCCCGUUACCUUUGAAUACACUCAAAAGCCAAGGGCGUGCGGGGAAAAGGGAUCCUAUAUCGGUGGACAAGAUGUACUCAAGCCAACCAAGUUCCACAUCUUUAUCUGCAAAGAGGACUCAUGCCAUUGAUCCAGAGGUGUCUGAUCAUGAAAAAUGUCAGAAGGUUGAGAGUUCCCUCCCCAGAAGAUUCUCUAAGAGGAGGAAGGAACAGCUUCGGAAUUCAUCUUCUGUUUAUUCUCGAAAGGUUCAAGAUGUGGUUCUAUUGGAUGAUGAAGAUAUGAAACCUGAGGAAGAAGUAAACUGUGAGAUGUCUGACAGACGGAAUGAACCGAAGAUCUACUACCCAUCGAGAGAUAAUAGAGAAUCUGUGGAGCUCACCAGAUCUGAUAUUAAAUGUCUUGAUCCUGGAGUAUAUCUAUCGUCACCGGUGAUAAACUUCUACAUCCAGUACAUCAAAAGGAACAGAUUGUGUACUGAAGAUUUCAGAGACAAAUUCUACAUAUUUAACACUUAUUUUUAUGGAAAGCUUGAAGAAGCAUUGUAUUGUCCGGAUGAGUUCUCAAAGUUGAGAAGAUGGUGGAAAGGUGUCAAUAUAUUAAAUAAAGCAUACAUCAUCUUGCCGAUCCAUGGGACGGCGCACUGGAGCUUGGUAAUCAUUUGCAUUCCUGCAAAAGAGAGUAUUUCAGGACCAAUCAUACUUCAUCUGGACUCCCUAGCGAUGCAUCCCAGUACUAAGAUCUUGAACACAGUUGAGAGAUACCUUGAAAAAGAAUGGCGCCAACUAUCAUCAAUUUUAGGGACAACAUGGGAGGAUCUUAAAAGUUCAUGGCAGAAUAAUGAGUACGACUGUGGCAUCUUCAUGCUUUAUUAUAUUGAACGGUUUAUAGAAGGGGCACCAGAAAGAUUCACAAUUGAUAAACUUGAUAUGUUUGAUCGGAGUUGGUUCAAACCUGAAGAAGCAUCUGAUCUAAGGCGGAGAAUAAGAGAGCUACUGCUGGAAGAAUUUGAAAGUGCCAAGCUGGAUGAUGCUUUAUCAGGAGCAGAUGCAUCUGAUCCUGAUGACAGCAUAAAGGAUGGAGAACUGAAAGCAGAUGCACCUUCUGACAGUUCAGAAAUGGUCGUAGAGGUGGUAGGAGGGUUGGGAAGCACUGUCAAGAGCAAUGAAGGCAUCAAGGUUGUAGCAUCAGAAGAGGCAAGUGGAGAGUCAGGAGAUGCUGGUAAGAGUACUGAAGGCAUUGUUGCAGCAUCAGAAAAAAAGAGUAUUGAAGGCAUCAAUGUUGCAGAACCCGAAGAAGCAAGUGAAGAGUCUAUAGAUGCUUGUAAGAGUAUAGGAGGCAUCAACGUUGCAGAAUCUGAUGAAGCAAGUAGGGAGUUUGGAGAGACCGGUAAGACCAACAAAGGCACCAAGGUUGCAGUGUCAGAAGGAGCAAGUGUGUCUGGAUACACUGAUAAGAGUAUGGAAGACAUCUCUGACUACGAGGUUUCAGUAUUAGACAAAGUUCCAACUAGCAGCUACAAACGCAAAAGGAAGACCACAAGUGGAGAGUCUGUGGAUGCUGGUAAGAGUAUUGAAGGCAUCAAUGUUGCAGAACCAGAAGAAGUAAGUGAAGAAUCUAGAGAUGCUGGUAAGAGUAUAGGAGGCAUCAAUGUUGAAGAAUCAGAUGAAGCAAGUGGGGAGUUUGGAGAAGCUGGUAAGACUAACAAAGGCACCAAGGUUGCAGUGUCAGAAGGAGCAAGUGCGGAGUCUGGAUAUGUUGAUAAGAUUAUGGAAGACAUCUCUGACUCUGAGGUUGCAGUAUUAGACAAAGCUCCAACUAGCAGCUACAAACGCGAAAAGAAGGCCACAGCCCGUGUUCUAUCAGAAGCAGCUUCAUUUUCAGAUAGUGUCAAAGACGAAGAAGGUACGGUGAAAGCAGAUUCUGGCAGCUCAAAAGCUGAGAAAGAAGGUGAUUUGAUUGUAAUUGCAUCGCCGGAAAGAUCGGAGGGGAAUGAUGAGAUCAUUGGUAGCUCGCGAAUUCCAGAUGUAGUUUGUGACAGCUGCGACAGUGACACAGAUGCCACGCUGCUUGCGUACAUCGUCAUCCUUUUUGUUUUGUUUUGCUUUCCCGAUGAUAAUCGUCAUCCUCAUCGCGUUGACUGGAUGGAUGCUCCACCUCCACGGCUCCACGGCAGCAACUACAUGCUCAACUCCAAGGUGAACGAGGAGCUGGUGGCGGCGGCGGGGGUGGAGGAAGGGGACGUCGUGCUCGAGAUCGGCCCGGGCACCGGCUCACUCACCGCCGCACUGCUCCAGGCCGGCGCUACCGUCUUCGCCGUCGAGAAGGACAAGCAUAUGGCUACCCUCGUUAAAGAUAGGUUUGGAUCUACAGAACAGUUGAAGGUCAUUGAAGAAGACAUCACAAAAUUUCACAUCCGUUCCCAUUUUCUUACUUUGAUGAAGGAGAAAUACUAUGCCACCAAAAAACUUGCAAAGGUUGUAUCAAACUUACCAUUCAAUGUCAGCACCGAAGUUGUCAAACUACUUCUCCCAAUGGGGGAUGUUUUCUCUGUCGUGGUGCUUAUGCUUCAGGAUGAAACAGCAGUACGCCUUGCAGAUGCUUCAAUACAAAUUCCGGAGUACCGACCUAUCAACGUGUUUGUGAAUUUCUACUCAAAACCUGAAUACAAGUUCAGGGUUGACAGAGAGAAUUUUUUCCCUUGGCCAAAGGUUGAUGGUGCUGUUAUCAGCUUCAAACUAAAGAAUGCGGAGGAGUAUCCGCCAGUUAGUUCCCCGAAAAGCUUCUUUUCAAUGGUGAAUUACGCUUUCAUGGGGAAGCGCAAGAUGCUUAGGAAAUCUCUUCAGCACCUAUGCUCUUCUUCUGAGAUCGAGGCUGCUCUUGACAACAUUGGCCUUCCAGUUACAGCUAGACCUUCUGAUCUGAUUUUGAAUGAUUUCGUGAGAUUGCACAAUCAUCUGGCGAAAGUGCCUUCAGCUCAGCUGCCGCAGCACAGAAUGAAGCCAGUAUUUUGUGGGAACCUUGACUAUGAUGUUCGCAUCUCCGAGGUCGAGCGCCUUUUCGGGAAGUAUGGAAGGGUGGAACGAGUGGAUCUGAAGACAGGGUUUGCAUUUGUCUACAUGGAAGAUGAACGCGAUGCUGAAGAUGCUAUCCAUAGACUUGAUGGAAUUGAUUUUGGCAGAAAAGGAAGGAGAAUCAAAGUUGAGUGGACAAAGGAGGAUCGCACUGCUGGUCGAAGAGGUAGCUCAAGGAGAUCUCCAACCAAUGCAAGACCGACCAAAACCUUGUUUGUGAUCAACUUUGACCCGAUCAACACAAGAAUCCGAGAUCUGGAGAGGCACUUUGAUAAAUAUGGCAGGGUCGCAAAUGUAAGAAUCAAAAAGAACUUUGCCUUUGUCCAGUUUGAGGUACAGGAGGAUGCUACUAGAGCAUUGGAGGCCAUUUCAUGGACAGGGUCAUCUCAGUUGAGUAUGCACGCCAGCGAUGACGAUGAAAAAGGUGAAAGAGGGAACGGAUACAGCCCAGACAGGAGAGGUCGUGAAAGAUCCCCAGGUAGAAGGCGUUCUCCUAGUCCUUACGGCAGAGGAAGGGAGAGAGGUAGCCCAGACUACGGAAGAAGCAAGGAGAAGGGGAGCCCAGACUAUGGCAGGGGAGGACGCAGCCCUGAUAAUGGCAGGGGAGGACACAGCCCCGAUAAUGGCCGUGGAGUAAGCCCAAUCAAUGGUGGCAGAGGCGAUCAUGGCAGGGGAGGACGCAGCCCCGACUAUGAUCGUGAGCGCCGGGAAGCUAGCCCUCGUCGCGAGCGCCGGGAAGCCAGCCCCGGAUAUAACAGGUCCCCCAGGUUAGCAAUACCCUUCGGUGUCAUCUCAUAUAUUUGCAUGUUGUGA